Molecule: messenger RNA, 3281 nt
Organism: Schistosoma spindalis
Lineage: Eukaryota; Metazoa; Platyhelminthes; Trematoda; Strigeidida; Schistosomatidae
Source: the annotation of a GenBank genome assembly
AUGAUUAGCUUUGAAGUUAUGAGAACUUCCGGAAGCAUUCUACUAAUAGUGACAUUGUGCACAUCAGCAUAUGCUCUUGAUUGCACCACCUUCAAACAAGAAUGGAUGAAAUUACGGUAUACUAUACUAACAGGAGUUCAUAGUUCAACUAUCAUUGGUCCUACAUCAAACAUUUGUCCUGUAACCGGUACUUCCUGUUGUGAUGUAAGUAUGGAACAAGAAAUGUACUCAGUGGGUCAGCGUCAACUUAUAAAGCAAAUCAACUCAUGGUUACAAGUUGCCUGGAAAAUGAGCAAUGACAGUGCCGUGCUUGAAUCAAUUUUUCAAGCUGAUUUACAACAAGCUAAAGGACGUUUACAUCAAUUUUUCAGUCGGAUUUAUGGAUACAAUUAUAAAUUGCAUAGAAAUUUCUUCUUCGGGUUUUUCACCGAUUUAGAACAAUAUAUGGCAGGUCAGCGGGGUCAGCUCGGUGUGUUAAUAAAAAAUUUCUUCAGUCAACUUCGUGACAGCAUAGUUAGUUUGAUUGAAAAAUCUGGACAGGUUAAUUCUAAUCCUCCCUUCGGCUCGGUUUCGCCUAACACUGGCUCGUUUGGUAACAGUCUUCCUGGGGUUGGUGGUACUGAUGAAGCUAGUGAAUCUAGGCGACUUCGUUGUUUAUCUGAAAAGAUUGCGCAGUUACAUCCGUUUGAUGAUGUAGAUGUCCGACUUCACGCUCGUAUGUUGGAAGCUUAUCCACCUGCUCGUAUGUUGGUCAAUGUUUUAUCCGUUACCAGCAAAUUAUUACACUAUCUGGUUGACCAGGUUGUAGCUCAAUCUCAAUGUAUUUUGGGCAUUACACGUUAUCGAUUUUGUGCUAUAUGCGAGGCUCAAUCACUUAAUAAUGUCUGCCCUGAGAGUUGUUCACAAUUACUAGCCGGAUGUUUACAUGGUGAUGGUCCAGAUGAAGCACAAUUGGCGUAUAUUUGGCCUCAAUUGAUUGAUACAGUCAUCAUGGCAACUAAUCGGUUGGAAAGAUCAUUCAACUUUCCUGCAGUAAAUAGUAAUCUUCAAAUGGAAAUAUCUGAAGCAAUAACUAGUUUACAAACACGUUAUAGUGAAACAAAAUCUAAGUUUGAAUCCGAAUGUCGAUUUGGUUCUGCCGGUCGACGAAUGCCAACAUUGUUCAAUCCUAUUGGACCCUCUUAUAGCAGUCAAGAAAAUCGUGCAAAUCACUCAGACAUCUCUAGAUGGUCAAUGUUAUCUAAUUUGAAUAGACGCUUAAAUCGAAUAGCUCGUUCAUCUUAUUCACAAUCAUCACCUGUUUCUCAAGAAUUCCUUGACUGGCAAACACGACAACGACCAUCCCAAGUCAUUCCUAGUAACAAUCGUCCAAAAAAAAUAGAUUAUAACCAACAAAGGAUUAGCAAAACAUCUGAUGACUGGGAUGCCUCAGACAAAGAGAAUCCUAUGAAUGCUCCAAAUGAUCUCGUUCGUCAAGUCAAUGAAAUCAAACAAGCUUAUUCAUCGCUACGCGAUCUGUUCAGUGGUCCAGCUGGUAGCUUAUGUCCUACUAAUUCAACCGCUAUGAAUAAUGGGAAUUCGUCUCGUGCUAAUCAAAGUACUCACUGUUGGAAUCCACCUCGUCUACCCGAUACUGCACCUGAUCCUGGAAUUACACAAAUUUUAGCCCAACUUUAUGAAGCUUCCAAAAGAUUGCACGAAGCCUCAACCAACACUAAAGAUCCAGAUACAUUAGUUGUCAAACCGCCUCCUAGAUCGAAUUCUGCUCCUAAUACUUACUCAAGAAAUGACCAAAACAGUCAUUUGUCAGCCAGUUUAACUGACCCUCUCUCAUCAAAUCAAUUUCUUGCACAGGACCAAUGGCAAGGUCCUAAGCAAUCUAGAGUGGAUAAUUCAUAUGAGACGGAAAGAAAUAUUGGAAUCGAAAGUGGAAGUGGAAAUCAACCGAAUUCUUUACAAUAUCCAGAUAAUUCUCUUUCCCAAACUUACGAGCAGUCAUCGAGUCAAUUCAAUAAUAUGUUUCCUGACGACCUUCAAAGUAAAAACGAUCCUCGUAUGUACGGUUCUGUUAUGAAUGCUGAUACUAAAAGAACAGGAAUUAGUCAAGGUACAGAUUCAAAUAGGUACUUUAAUCAAAAAUCUGCACAACAAUGGCCAAAGAAAUCUAAUGGGCACAAUAAUUGGGGUAAUGUAGAUCAUCAAAGAAAUAAAUGGAAAUCUAGUGGUUCCACAGACUUCAACAUACCAAUUUUUCAAGAACUCACAACCGAAUUGGGACCUUUAGCAACGGAAAUGACAACAACAACUACGACGACGACGUUUUCUCCAACUACUGUUACAGCUUCCACUGUGUUACUAACUAAUUCCACGAGAUUAGUUACAACAUCAAGUUCAUUAGAAAAGCCAAGUGAUUUAUCAUCACUGGAAGUCAAGGAUAUUGUUACAGAAAGUGUUACAAGACAAACACCUCUUACUGUCCGGACGGAUUCAGCAUUAGAUAGGCAUCCACAAACUACAACACAACAUUACAUAGACCCAACGUUGAAAUCAGGCACAUACACGGAAUCACUUUUACCGUCAACUGACCAAUCAAGCAAUAUUGGAUUUUUGCCAGACGACGAAGACAAUACUCAAGUGAUCUCAAGACAAAUACCUUAUCAAACACCUGAUUCUCAAAAUAUUAAUUCUUGGCAUCAAACCGCUGAGGUUUCUCAACGUUUUGGUGAAGGCUCCGGAAAUCGAGGCAGUGGUAAUGCACCAUCGGUCUUUACACCACAAUAUCAAAGAUCCCGAACUUCAUGGCCACAGUCCGGCAGAGAAUCGGUAGUCCCCAACGCUGCAGAUACGCGUUACGAUGAAGAAUUUAUUGGUCCCCAACCAGACAAAAAUCUAGCUUUCUACCCAAGCACCCAAGAGCCAGAAAAUCGAGGGGAUGAAGAAGCUUGGAACGUUUCUCCCGAUAAGCUAGCUUCAGGGUUUCUAGAAGGAGUUAGUGGAAUGAGCCCCAACAUGGAGUGGAAUGAGGACAAAAACGAUCGCCACACUGGCUCGUCACAAUGGCAAGGUGCAUCGGGAGGUAGUAGGAGUGGCAACACAGCUCCGGAAGAUACACCCAUACUGCAUCCCCCAACUCAGCCGACGCAACCACCUAUUCCACCGCGGGUCGAUAAUGUUCCGGAGAUUCUUCCACAACCACCCCUGCCACCCCCAGAAGUGUGGGUACCAGCAAAGUUAAGCCCCGGACAGCCGGUGCCACCCAUAUUGCUAAUACGAGAAUAUAG